CAGACCUCAUGGAUUUCCAGAGCAGAGGGAGAGCCCCAGAGAAGAGAAGUGGAGUCCUUGCGGCAGCGUUUUAGCAGGAGGAUGAGAGGCGGGAAUCUGCAGCGUCGUGCCAGGCCCCAGGCGCGGAAGAGGGGGAGAGCCGGGCCAGCGGACGCGUGAGCAGAGCUCCCGGCUGGAAUGCACCAGCUCAGCAAGGGAUUGUCCUCCCGGGGCUGCGCGGGCACUGCGCCGUGAGUCCGGGACGGCCGCCUGGGCCAUGGCGGCAGCAGACACCUCUUCAGCCACUCUUCGGCACCACGACCUGUGCAGCCGCGGCAUCCGCCUGGCCAGGAAGAUGCGCUCAGAUGUCACCGACCUCCUGGACAUCUAUGUGAGUUUGCCCUGCUCUCGGGGCUGGGAGUGGAGGCGGGAGGCUGCUGCCGUGAGACUCCUCGGGGCGGGAUGCUGGAGGCCCCCCUUGUGCAGGCAUCCAUCCCAGCUGUCUGUCCCGCAGGUGGAGCGGCAGGGCCUGGACGCCUCCAUCAGCGUGGCGGCGGUGGAUGGGGUGCCGGCGGCAGCAGCGGAGCGCUGGGCAGAGCAGACCGGCACCCAGCGCCUCCUGGACAACCUGGCAGCCUACCGGGCCUUCCGCACGCUGCUGGCACAGAUGCUGGAGGAGCAGCGGGAGCAGUUGGGAGACGCCGAUGCUGAGCUGGGCCCGGCGCUGGCGGCCGUGCUGCUGCAGGUCUCGGCCUUUGCCUACCACCUGGAGGAGCUGCUGGAGCUGGAGAGCCGCGGGGCCCCUGCUGAGGAGGGCUCCGAGCCCCCUGCACCCCCACGCCUCAGCCUCUUUGAGCAGAAGCUGCGAGGCCUGGGGGUGCUGCGGGAGCUGGCCCAGUGGGCCGUCAGGUCGGUGCGGGACCUGCGGCAGCUCGCCAAGCAUGGCCCAGGCAGUGGCACGGCACUGGGUCUGCCUGAGAGCCAGUGAUGGAGGUGUGGGGAGCCCCGGCCCAGACGGGGCUUAGCUGGGGGCCCAUCUCUGUGCGGGGCUGCUGACAGGCGCGGGAGCUUCCGGGAACAAAGGGGCCACACUACUAACCAGGGCCCUUCUGCUUCCUAAUGGGCCCCUUUCCCUGUGGUGGAAACUUAGGUACAGGGAGGGAACUCCUGGCGAGGUGGGCCUUGUGGAUGACCCACAACCCCACCAUGGCCUGGAAGCCAUGACUCCCAGUGUGCUGUGCAGGGCCAUCCUGUUCUGUGGGACCGGGUUGCUGCUGUCUCCUGAUGGCCGGGUGAUGCUUCUGGAGGAGGGGAGCUGCCUCAGGGUUUUUGCAGGGGUGAGAGGGAUGUGGAGGCACCACCUGGUGAAAGCCGGCUCAGGAAUUGUCCCUCUCUCUGCAAGGUCUGAGGCUUUGCCUCGUUCAGGUGCUCCCUUUUCUCUCCGCUCCUGCACAGCUUCCACCCUGCCUGCAUGUUCUGCGUGCUGAAUUUCUGCUCUGACUGCUUGGGGCCGUUCUCAGGAGGGGAGUGGGAUUUGAGCUGGAUGGCAUUUCUUAGCUGGUCGGACAGGGUAUAGAGAAGGUAUUUGUAUAGAAGGCUGACUGGAAAGACCCUCUUCUUGCCUCUGGGAGCUGUUUUAAGACUGGAGAGGGAGAAGCAAACAGCCACUGUUGGCCACUGUUUUCUUCCAGGGUGGCUGUGGUGGAUGCUGAGCAAAUAAAGCAUGUGGAGAGCCA
Messenger RNA from Centrocercus urophasianus (Greater sage-grouse), 1715 nucleotides. It is a transcript of the gene CNTF, whose product is annotated as ciliary neurotrophic factor. The record is from RefSeq and is a predicted model, not a curated record. Gene Ontology annotation, cellular component: axon. The coding region runs from base 257 to 967 and encodes 236 amino acids. The transcript is spliced from 2 exons. Lineage: Eukaryota; Metazoa; Chordata; Aves; Galliformes; Phasianidae. Gene Ontology annotation, molecular function: cytokine activity; ciliary neurotrophic factor receptor binding; growth factor activity. Gene Ontology annotation, biological process: ciliary neurotrophic factor-mediated signaling pathway; negative regulation of neuron apoptotic process; astrocyte activation.